Molecule: messenger RNA, 486 nt
Organism: Colletes gigas
Lineage: Eukaryota; Metazoa; Arthropoda; Insecta; Hymenoptera; Colletidae
Exons: 2
Coding region: 1-486 (161 amino acids)
Source: RefSeq, a predicted model, not a curated record
AUGUUUCGGCCAGUCGAUCGACCCCUGAGUUUCAGGCAGCGCGCCAACGAGUGGAUCUAUAAGAUGUUAUUUCUUUGGUCGAGGGAGCCAGCCCCGGGUCCGAAGGCCGGUCCCUGGUUCGCGUGGCUCGCCACGGCCCUGUUUCUCUGGCGUUGCAGACGAAGCAUCGCGAAAGCGAUCCUGGCCGUGUCGCCGCUGAGGCUGCUGAAGAAACGUAACGCCGCGACGUCGGCGAUCGCGAGGGCGUCGUCGAUGGCGAUACAGACGAAGCACCAGCAACGUCUGAGGCUGGAGAACCCCAUAUUGCAACGGAAGUUCAAACACGGCAUCAAGAGGGUGAAACGAUUCUGCACCGGCGACGGGCCGCACGUGACCAACUCGACGUCCGCGAUACAGAGUCAGCAGAUUUACUACAAAACUACCAGAAGCGGCAAAAUAUACGGGAAAUAUCCGCACAAGGCUGCUGCGUCGGCGAACAACAGCUAG